GAUUUUUUUUCCGUCGGUAACUUUUUGUUUUUGUGUUUUGUUUGAUAAAAGAAGUACUUUCAAAAUUCCUCUCGAUAUAAUCGUUAAUUUCGUUAUAAUUUCCGUGAAUUUGUGAUGGCAUACUAGUUCCACAUUUGUGCUCUGCUUUCAUUGUAUGUAAUCGUUCAAUUCAACUUGACGUUCCAGUGUAGUAAUAAUGUUCUCACAAGGAAACUUGGGUUCUACAUCAUUCACUAGUGGAACCACCACUACAACAGUGAAUCCGAUGAAAGAUUUCGAAGUAUCAUCUCCACCGGAAGAUUCCAUAUCUGCUUUAGCCUUCAGUCCUGAAACUAUUCCAUCUAAUUUACUCGUAGCUGGCAGUUGGGAUAAUUGUGUCCGAUGCUGGGAAGUAGAACAAACUGGUAAAACGAUUCCCAAGUCGAUGCAGAAUGUUCAAGCUCCUGUAUUGGAUGUAGCUUGGUUUGACGAUGGAACUAAAGUUUUCAUAGCAUCCUGUGAUAAAGCUGCGAGAUGCUGGGAUUUAGCUAGUAAUCAAGUUAUACAAGUAGCCGGUCAUGAUGCCCCUAUUAAAACUUGUCAUUGGAUUAAAGCUCAGAAUUAUGCUUGUUUAAUGACUGGUUCUUGGGAUAAAACGUUGAAAUUUUGGGAUUUAAGAUCGCCAACUCCUAUGAUGACCAUUCCACUUCCCGAAAGAUGUUACUGUGCUGAUGUGGAUUAUCCCAUGGCAGUUGUCGGUACUGCUAAUCGUGGAUUGAUAAUUUAUCAGUUGGAUAACCAACCUAGAGAAUUUAAACGAGUCGAUUCACCGCUGAAAUAUCAACACCGUUGCAUAGCUAUAUUUAGAGAUAAAAAGAAACAGCCAACAGGAUUUGCUUUGGGAAGUGUCGAAGGUAGAGUUGCUAUACAGUACGUAAAUCCUCAAAAUCCCAAAGAUAAUUUCACUUUCAAGUGUCAUCGUUCUAAUGCACCUCCCACUGGAUAUCAAGAUAUUUACGCUGUCAACGAUAUUGCUUUUCAUCCGGUUCAUGGUACUUUGGCUACUGUUGGUUCCGAUGGCACCUUUAGUUUCUGGGAUAAAGACGCUCGUACCAAACUUAAACCCUCUGAACCUAUGGAACAAUCUAUUACCAGAAGUUGCUUCAAUCAUAACGGACAAAUUUUCGCUUAUGCUGUCAGUUACGAUUGGUCUAAGGGCCACGAAUAUAAUACUAUAAAGAAGAAUCACAUAUUUUUAAGGUCAUGUUUCGACGAACUGAAGCCUAGAACGCAAUCAUGAUUGGAUUUUUCGUGGUUUAAGUAAGAUUUUCCCUAAAAAAAAUCGAUCUACAAUAUGGCUACCUGAAAAUGGAACCAACAUCCGUGUUUUUUUCUAAUUAUUAAUUCGAUUUAAUUAAAUUUUUGUAUUUGAACGGUAACGUAAUGCGAUAUUUCUGAUCAUUCUGCUUUAAUAAAUGUAAGAGAUGAGAAGAGUUAUGAAUUAUGAUUUUAUUAUUUAUCAAGUAAUAAAAACAAUGAAAUUGAACAA
Planococcus citri (citrus mealybug) is the source of this 1528-nucleotide messenger RNA. RefSeq names its product ribonucleic acid export 1 (gene Rae1). Gene Ontology annotation, biological process: transcription-dependent tethering of RNA polymerase II gene DNA at nuclear periphery; RNA export from nucleus. Bases 197 to 1279 code for a protein of 360 amino acids. Gene Ontology annotation, cellular component: nuclear pore. The record is from RefSeq and is a predicted model, not a curated record. NCBI's taxonomy places the organism in Eukaryota, Metazoa, Arthropoda, Insecta, Hemiptera, Pseudococcidae. The transcript is spliced from 8 exons. Gene Ontology annotation, molecular function: RNA binding; ubiquitin binding.